Molecule: messenger RNA, 3359 nt
Organism: Betta splendens (Siamese fighting fish)
Lineage: Eukaryota; Metazoa; Chordata; Actinopteri; Anabantiformes; Osphronemidae
Product: terminal nucleotidyltransferase 5A-like
Exons: 2
Coding region: 1-1242 (413 amino acids)
Biological process (GO): mRNA stabilization
Molecular function (GO): poly(A) RNA polymerase activity; RNA binding
Source: RefSeq, a predicted model, not a curated record
AUGGACGAGGGUGUUGAGUCUGCUGCGCCCGACAGCUGCUCGGGCGGAGACCCCAUCAGCCUCAGCGUGCUGAACUGGGAGCAAGUGCAGCGGCUGGACGCCAUCCUCACCGCCUCCAUCCCCAUCCACGGCCGAUGGAGCUUCCCCACGCUGGAGGUGAAGCCACGGGACAUCGUCAAGGUGGUCCGGAGCCGCAUGGAGGAGAGGCGGAUACAGGUCCGGGAGGUGCGUCUGAACGGCUCCGCGGCCAGCUACGUCCUGCACGAGGACAGCGGUCUCGGGUGGAAAGAUCUGGACUUAAUAUUCUGCGCCGAUCUGAAGGGGGAGAUGGAAUUCCAGAUUGUAAAAGAUAUAGUUCUGGACUCUCUUCUAGACUUCCUGCCCGAGGGAGUGAAUAAAGAAAAGAUCACACCAGUGACUUUAAAGGAGGCCUAUGUGCAAAAGAUGGUGAAGGUGUGUAACGACUCUGACCGAUGGAGUCUCAUUUCCCUCUCCAACAACCGUGGUAAAAACGUGGAGCUCAAGUUUGUGGACUCUCUGCGGCGACAGUUUGAGUUCAGCGUGGACUCUUUCCAGAUCCGCCUGGAUUCCCUUCUCCUCUUCUAUGAGUGCUCAGAGCACCCCAUGGCCGCCACUUUCCACCCCACAAUCCUCGGGGAGAGCGUCUAUGGCGACUUCCCCACCGCUCUCGAUCACCUACGCAAGCGCCUCAUCUGCACGCGGAGCCCCGAGGAGAUUCGAGGCGGGGGCUUGCUGAAGUACUGCCACCUGCUGGUGCGGGGUUUCCGCGCAGCGUCCAACCCCGAGAUGAAACUGCUGCAGCGCUACAUGUGCUCGCGCUUCUUCAUUGACUUCCCCGAUGUGAAUGAGCAGAGGAGGAAGCUGGAGUCCUACCUGCAGAACCACUUUGUUGACCUGGAGGACAGGAAGUAUGACUAUCUGGCCACGUUGCACGAUGUGGUGCAGGAGAGCACGGUGUGCCUGAUGGGCCACGAGAGGCGUCAGACACUCAGCCUCAUCUCCUCACUGGCACUGCGGGUCCUGGCUGAGCAGAACGCCAUCCCCAACGCUGCCAACGUAACCUGCUUCUACCAGCCUGCUCCUUAUGUUCAAGAUGGCAACUUCAGCAACUAUUACAUAGCACAGGUUCAGCCUGUUUACUCCUGUCCUCCCUCGCCUCCUCAGCACUACAUUUCUCCUUCACAACAUCCCAUGUACACCACCUGGUUGCCCUGUAAUUGAACCUUGUGGACAUUCAUGCACUUUUGUGUAACUGAUGGAACUCAUAGCGCAAUAAAAAGGAUGAACGUUGAUACUUUUCUAUCUCCUAUUCGAGAUGGGCAACUGUGGGAAAUUAGAGAAUAUAGGAAAACACGGAUUGAACCAGUGAUUCAGAAAAAGGGCCCUGUAUUAUAAUGACUAAGCAGGAGGAGCUGAACACAAAGGGAGAGAUGCAAAUAGGAGAAGCCGACUCAUCAGUUUUAAUGUUCCUUCAUCAAGAACAAGAAAGAUUUGGAGCAAACCCCAAGUUCAGCUGAAGCCCAGCCUUAGCUUCAAUAGGACUAAAUUUACGUUGCGCAACUCACAGGAACUCACAUUUUAGAUGAUGUGUAUUAACCUCGUCCUCACAUGGAAACAUGUAGAGGAAUGUAGGACACACAUAGCGUGCUGAAGGUUUUCAUUCAUCAUGUGGUCAGAUGUGGUGCAGUGGUGUUCUGAAUGGGUUUGUGUGUCUGUAGGGGAGCCUCCCCAUAGAGAAUGCAAAAAGAAGGACUUCACACUGUUUACAAAUCCAAAGAUCUUCUUUGAUACUCAAGUUUAUCUCAGCUUUAAGACCAAUAAAAACAGAAACAAUGCAUGCUUUUCUUGAAGUGCCUAGAUCCAGCCUAAAAGGAGGGGAUGUUUUCAUGAUUCUUUAACACAGAGUCGUCUGUUGAGAUGUCUUUCAAGGUGACAAUGAAUGUAUUGGUCAGAGAAUGCUGAGUGAGGUCUCUUACACUGAUGGAGGUACGGGACCAGCAGGCUUUGACACCGUUUAGUUAAGGACUGUUUUUAUCUGCUGCCCUGCUGGACGAACACACAUCCUGAUUACUAAAGAGGAAGUAACUCCAUAAUCUCAUCAUCAGUAGAGAGAGAGGUGGGGAGGUAAUUGGAUAAAGAAAUGCCUACGCUUAGGCUGAGUGUUUGAGAAUUCCACAUGCAAAAAUUAAUUUGGCUGCAAGAUGGAAAGUGACAAUAAUCUUACCCCAUUUGCACAUCAUAUUGAAUUGCAAUAUAAGGUCAAGAUAUUUUUAAACAUGUUGAUAUGUGCAAUUCUUAGAAAGUGUUUCACCAUAGGACUACAGUUGCAAACUACAGCUAUAUUUUGAUGUCCUACCAAACUAAAACACAUAAUCAUCAAAAAAAGACCACAGAAACAUCAUUUAGGCUCAUUUGAAGCUUCUCUGUGAAGUUAUCAUGAAAUAAAGUUGUUCUCAAGGUUUAACCAAAACUUGUUCACAUCUACGUGUGUGGGCAUCGUCUUCUCUGCCUGUUUAGUGCCCUUCAUGUGUCACACCACUAAAUGUCUAUUGGUACAAUACCAUGCAACCAAAGGCAGUGAAUUUUUGGUAAAAACAUUGCGCUACAGCACUACUGCUCAAAAGCUCUACAGUUUACCCAUAAUCGUUCAAAUCUACAUUAAGCAGAAAGUAAAUUUACAAAGUUGAAAUGCAUUUUGAAACCAUGCAUUUGUUACUCUAGCCUCUGAUCUGCAUCAGCAAUUAUCUGCAGAGCUAAAGAUACAGCCAUGUACAAUACAAGCAUCCAGCACUAUUGCUGGAUUUAGAUACAGUAUAGAUACAGUAAGAAGCCAGAAAAGGCUUGAAGAUUACAUGUAUGUAAAUUCAGCAGCACAGUGACUGUACUCUAAAUUGGCAAUAUGACAACGGAUCCAAGAAAAGGACAAGACUGUGAAGAAUUAGCAUAAAAAAGAUGAGUGUGUAACAAGUCAAGUUGGAAAAGACAGACAUUUCUGUGAAUUUCCAGCUUCUCUCGAGACUCAGCAUAUUCUCUGUCACCUGUCGUCAGAUCUGCUAUUUUUCUAUCAAUCUCUAUUUUUGUACAGUUGACGUUUGGCUGAUGUAGCGAGCAGAUUCAGGCUGUGUUGUAUACAGUAAGAGUACCAUUUGCGGUGUGUGCGGAUUUGUGUGUUAUUCUGGCAUAUGAGGAGCAGUGCAGGUGGAUGCAAUGUUAAAAUGGUGACUUUAACUUGUGUUGUAUGCUCUGAGCUGUUUCAUAUGGAUUCCUGUUGCUCUAAAGAGAUUGUUUUACUAUUCAACAUAAUUAUUGUGACUUGACAAUAAAAAGCAAGACCAUCA